Molecule: messenger RNA, 1524 nt
Organism: Diatraea saccharalis (sugarcane borer)
Lineage: Eukaryota; Metazoa; Arthropoda; Insecta; Lepidoptera; Crambidae
Source: the annotation of a GenBank genome assembly
AUGACUUGGGCUUCAAUUUUUAUUAUUUUAACAGUUAUCAUAGUCUUUUUAUCGUAUUGUGUAUUGAAGAUAAAUAAACAGUAUUGGUGGAAAUUGAAUAUUGUCGGGCCAAAUCCACAUUUUCUGUUUGGUAACUACAAAGAUGUUAUUUUGAGGCGUAUCACAUCAUUCGAACUGCAAGAAGAUCUUUAUAAUUCUUAUCCAAAAGAGAAAGUUGUCGGUUUAUACCGCUUUAAUACACCCAUCCUGCUUCUGAGGGACUUGGAUAUAAUCCAGCAUGUGUUCAUAAGUAAUUUUGAUAGUUUUGUCAACCGCGGUAUGGAGUUUGGUGACAAAUUCGCCACCAAUUUAGCAAGCAGCAAUGAUGAAACGUGGAGGAUUCUUCGCGCACAAUUUUCACCAUUAUUCACUUCCGGCAAAUUGAAAAACAUGCUGUAUCUGGUGGAAAGAUGCGGAAACAAAAUGCUUGAACAACUUGAUACUGAAAUAUCAAUGAAUUGCGAUAUUCAAAAAAUAACUAAUAGUUUCACUAUGCAAGCUAUCAGCUCCUGUGCAUUCGGCAUAGACAUGAAUGAACCUGACAAACGUUUAACGAGAAUCUGCAAAUUGAUUUUCAGAAACUACUAUGCUUUAGAACUGUUUUAUAUAUGCCCUAAUUUAAUAAAAAAACUGUGCUUAGACACUAUGCCCAGUGAAGUCACUAACUAUUUUUGUAACUUGGUAAGUUUUGUCAAGGAGCAGCGCAAUGGCAAACCAUUCAAUAGGAAAGAUUUUAUGGAUUUACUUCUGGAGAUGAAAAAUUUAAGCGAGCUUAAAAGUGGACAAAAACAUAAGGAUAAAUAUGGUAAACUGAAAGUUUUACGGAUUACAGAUGAUUUGAUUGCAGCGCAAGCGAUGAUAUUCUUUGCCGCAGGAUUUGAAAGUACUGCAAAUACUCUCUCUUAUCUACUUUAUGAAAUUGCAAAGCAUCAAGAUAUUCAAGAAAAAUUGUUGAAAGAGAUAAACCAGACUCUUGAUAAUAACAAGGGGCAGCUGAGCUUCGAUACCUUGAAGCAGCUGUCAUAUAUGAACCAAGUGUAUCAUGAAACUCUUCGGUUGUAUCCUGUUAUUGAUCUUCAACGAAAAGUUUCUACUUCGUUUUGCCAAAUUCCAGGUGUGGAUAUCACUUUAAAGAGAGAUGAUUAUGUAUCGGUACCCGUACGGGGUAUACAUUAUGAUGAAAAAUAUUAUCCCGAUCCUCACAGAUUCGACCCUGACAGAUUUUUACCAGAAAAUAUAAAAUCUAGGCAUCCUUGCGCUUACAUGCCUUUUGGUCUUGGUCCGAGACAUUGCAUUGGUGCGCAGUUUGGUAAGAUCCAAAUGCAAAUUUUUCUCGUAAAAUUUUUAGCUUGUUAUAAAGUGGAACCAGCUGUUGAUGCCAAGAAGUUUACAUACGAUCCAAUGAAAGUAACUCUGUCAACAAAGGACGGUGUAUAUCUCAAUAUUAUAAGACGAAAUGCGCGUAUUACAAAUACAAAUGAAUAA